Thecamonas trahens ATCC 50062 is the source of this 1784-nucleotide messenger RNA. RefSeq lists its product as uncharacterized. NCBI's taxonomy places the organism in Eukaryota, Apusomonadida, Apusomonadidae. Bases 48 to 1130 code for a protein of 360 amino acids. The record is from RefSeq and is a predicted model, not a curated record. The transcript has a single exon.
ACUGAGUGCGUCGAGCAGGCAAGACAGGCUUGUGGUUGACAAACAGCAUGUCGUCAUCAUCAUCAUAUGGCGGGCAGUCCGGAACAGCCUCGGACUCGCUCACCUCAACGUCGUCGAGCAACGGGCGCAGCGGGACAUGCUCGGCGUCAGACUCGGCGACGGUCAGCACCAGUGCGUCGUCAACGGGUGAGUACUCGCGCGACGGCGAGGGCGAGGGUCUGUUCCUCAACUCAGGCGAGGACUCGCCUUACUUUGUCGGCAAGUUUGACCUCGAGACCCGCGCCAACACUACCGUCAACGCCGAGUCGCCUGCGCCGUGGUGGCUCGCAUCGGACGACGACGCACUGGUGCUUGCCGCCGGCGAUGGCAGACCGAACCGAAGCGGUAGCGCCCACCGGAGAAAGUCUCGCGCACACAAGGGCUCGCUCAAGGAGUCCAAGACCCGCAGGAGACGAAAGGGAUCGCUGCCGCCGGAGCGGCCGAAAAUGACCGCCCAGACGCUGCCUGUGGAAGAGCUGAACAAGACCUGGGUCGCCUCGCUCAAGAAGGAGAAGCGGACGCUCAAAAAGUCGCUCAAGGCCCAUCUCAACAAGCGCAAGACCUCGUUCUCACCAAAGCCCGUCGACAUCACCGCCGAGCUGGUCAAGCUCCGCAGGUCGGGGGCGGAUCCGGUCGAUCCAAUGGAUGUGGCGCGGACAACACCGGUCCCGCCACCGGCCAUCCGGUCACCGGCGCCGCGCUCGCGCUCUCGCUCACGCUCGCGGACGCGGACGCGGCUGCACUUUUCGUCGUCAUCAUCGUCUGAUGCGACGAGCACGUCGUCGUCAGCGGUCUCGGACUCGUCGUCCGAGCGACUGCCGCUCGUCGAGGCAACCAAUCUCGACUCGUUGCCGCGGCGGUCACGCUCACGCUCACGCUCGCACUCGCGAUCACGAUCUCGGUCAGGCUCGCGCUCGCGGUCGGUCAAAGGCAAGAAUGAGCGCCAGGCCGCGCGCGAGAAGAAGGCUGCUGCUGCCGCCGCCCGGCUCGAGCGCAAGCGGGCGCGCGCGCGGCGGCGGCGGGAGCGCAACGCGCCGAAAGACCGAGCGCGCGCAGUGGCACGGCGAGCAAGGCGGCUCGGGCAUGUAUGAACAUACAACUAACAGCAAAUGGUAUGUGAAAGGCUCCGUUUACGCAGCCAGCGACGACGAGUCAGUGGACAAUGUGCUCGACGACGCCCUGGCGGAUGAGAUGCUCGACGUCCGAGCGCCGGAGGUAGUGUGUAGAGUUGCGAGUCAAGGUGAGCUCGUCACCAGCCUCGGUAAUGAUGGUUCCGGCGUCCUGCACCACCCGGACCUCGAUGAACAGAUCCUUGGGUGGGGUGAGGUCCUCGGUCAGGUUGAGGUCGACCUCGGUCAUGUAGUCGCCGAGCAGGCGGUCGUAGGCCGAGAAGAAGCCGGUCUCGAGCGCCGACGUCGCCUCGCGAACGUCGGGCGGCAGGAUGGCGCCCACUUCCCAGCGCAGGUUCUGCAAGUACUGCAUGCGAUGGUAGUGGUAUGCGAGCAUGAUCCGCUUGUUGCGCAGCAGCGCCGCGUGGUGAAAGAUGACCGAGGCCGUCACCGACGCGUCGUUCCGUGCUGCCUCGGGACGCUCGCGUAAAAUGGCCAAAACCUCGGCAUGCAGGUGAAUGACCUCGUCCACCGCCUUGCUCACGCUCUUAGCCCUGUACACCGGCAGCCGUGUUGCCGUCGACAGCUCCUUCAGCACCUCCAGCGCAUCCGCCCCAUACAUCGCCACUACCAACG